Messenger RNA from Exophiala bonariae, 1545 nucleotides. RefSeq lists its product as uncharacterized. The transcript has 3 exons. Lineage: Eukaryota; Fungi; Ascomycota; Eurotiomycetes; Chaetothyriales; Herpotrichiellaceae. Bases 1 to 1545 code for a protein of 514 amino acids. The record is from RefSeq and is a predicted model, not a curated record.
AUGUUCGUCCCUUAUGAUGGCCAGUCUAAACGCUUCGAUACCACUGUUGCUUUCUCCGCCCAGAGAAGGUACACUUCACAGAAAAUACACAAAGCCAAACGCGACAAAGCCGUCAGGCUAAAGGAGCUUCUCGAUAGCCAGAAUAACGCCACAGCUACGUCGUCGACAUCAGUCUCGUCGGCGGCAUCAACGGGUGAUGCCCAACAUGCAUCAUCUCCAUCCGAAUCGCAUGGUACACAAUCAGUAGAUGAUGAUGAUGACCGAACGAUGACGAUUGUCACCAGUCCAGGUGCCCGCGCUCUUGCUGCCGAUCCAAGUCACUCGUCCAGUUCGUUGACAUUACGGCAACACCGAGCUUCGAUCCAUCAGUCUGCAAAGGACAAAUCUCAGCCGUCACCACCGAAUAUGCCUUUCAGUGAUAUGAUAUUUGGAGGACUUCGAGUCGACCCAUUCUCGACAUAUCCCAUCCAAGCGCAAAGCUACUUUCCGGCCGUCGUCGAUUUUUGCAAAGAAGUCGUCUCCCUGGGCCCAGGUUAUUUCCAAUUUGUGUUCAACAACGAAGUCCUCUUCGAAGCAGUCGUCACCUACAUUCUUUGCGUCAUGCCGCAUCAGUCACGCGAAACCAAAAUGGCCAUGAUGCAUCACUAUGGAUCGACCUUGUCCAAAAUCGCCCAAAGCCUUUCAUCUAAUCAAGCAAGUUCCCGGGAUGAUGUGAUUCUGGCGAUUUGCAACUUGGCCGUAAUAGCAGCAUACUCCGGAGAUGACAAACGCUUCGAGACUCACUUGAGAGGUAUCCAUCGUUUAGUCGAAAUGCGGGGCGGUGUUGAAGGUCUGGAAAAACAGGAUGGAUGGGUCAAGACUGCCCUAACAGCUGUUGAGGCUUUGGCAACGGUUCAUUCGAAGAAAACAAUCCAAGCAGCAAUUCCACAUAGUCCGAGUCUGGCUCCCACACCACCCGAAACUCCAAAGAAUGGAGGAGUGCCGGUCUAUCCGAGUCAUCCAUUCCCACCUGAUAUAUGUACCGUCGUCGCCGAUAUGCCUCAAGGAUUUCGCGAACUCGCACUCACGGGUCAUCUGUCGAUCCAACUAAUGAACCGUUUGAACAUCACCCGCAGCCAGAUUGUCCAUCUCAUGGCCACAGCCACCAAUAGCGAUGUCGAUCAGGAGUGGCAAGACCUCCUGAGGGCUUCGACGCCGAUCGAGCGAAUGGCCUGGCUCACAGUUCUGGUAUAUCACCUGCGAAGCUCGACAUUCACAACAAAUUGUCGUGAGCUAGCGGACAUUGUGCUUGAAUGUGGAAGAAAUGGGACAAAGUCUCAAGCAGAGUCUGAAUGGCUCUUAUGGGGUGCAUGCCUCAUGAUUGCAAGUCCAGAUGCCGAGAAACAACUGGUCAGAGAACGCGAAAAAGUAGUGCGAUUUAUCCUAAGCGGAUAUGCUGAUUUCACAUUUGAGCAUAUGGACAACAUCGCAAAACGCUUCUUGUGGAGUGAGGGUCUCAGCGCUAGUCUGCGCACUAACAUUGCGCACCGUCUACCAGGAAAGUGA